AUGCUUCCCGCACGAGGUUUUUUCCACGCACCUCAUUCAGUACCUCAAAAGCAUGCAGAGCAACCACAUACAGAUCGUCCUCAGCCAGAGACUCAAUUAACCCACGACCAACUGGUGGCUGAAGUGAAGGGGAUAUAUGCUGCUCUUGUUAUGAUAGAAACCAAGUACAUUGAACUGGAAAAUGUUAAGUUACCCGACUCCGGUGACCAUAAGUUCAACAAGGAGUCUUGGCAAGCCGCGAUAGCUUACCACCGAAAACGAAUAGCGUAUGAGCAGAUACUGGCCUUUGUACCGCCACGUCGGCUUGUUUCCAAGUAUUCCAUGCCCGCCCGUAUGUGGCGGCAUGAUGUUCAUUCUUUCUCUGAGCCGCCCCGACACAGACGACCAGCAUCCCUGGAUGGACCAAAGCAGAGAUCCGUCCUGCCCAUAAAUCUGAAGGGCAAAACUCACCAUGCAUUAGCAGACACGAUGGCGUCUAAGAACGUCAUGUCUGAGGAACAUGCCGUCUCCAUUGGCGCGGUCAUCGAUCGGGGUCGAGGGAAACAGCAUACUUUUACGAAUGCUGUUGGAAAGUAUUUCCAAUCACUGGGUGAAACGACAAUCGAAGUCUUAUUCCCUGAUGACCCUUUGAAGAAGCUCAAGCAGACAUUCGCGGUCGUCAAGAAUUGUGCGGCAGCAUUGGUCAUGGGUGAUCCUUUUCUAAGGAUGACGGAAACCCUCACGAAAUCUCGGCAUCGUCUGAAAACGGUAGCUCUCACGGUGAAGCAGCACUGGAGACUGUGUUAUAUGGACAUUCCUCAUCGCCAGCUGAGCUGUUCAAUCGAUGGACAUUCUGUUUUGGCGAAUGCAGACACCGGCUCCGAAAUUGACUUGCUGACACCAAUAUGCGCGGCUGGUCCAUCGAGAAGUUAG
Molecule: messenger RNA, 912 nt
Organism: Clonostachys byssicola
Lineage: Eukaryota; Fungi; Ascomycota; Sordariomycetes; Hypocreales; Bionectriaceae
Source: the annotation of a GenBank genome assembly